AUGUCGGAAUUACAAUCGGUUGAUUCGUUCAACUCUGACUCGUCGUCGCAGUUCCAAGAUGACCAGCAGCAACCACAGGAGUACGUGCCAUCGGGCACGAACCGCAACGGCAACCAGCUGAGCUUGACGAGAACCGAAACGGUCAAGUCUCUGCAGGACAUGGGGAUGACGUCGGACGCUCCGGUGCCGGAUGUCAAUGCUCCGCAGACGAAUACGAAAACCGCGAUUUUCCCAGAGGAGUACACGAUGGAGACUCCGACGGGGCUGGUGCCGGUGGCCACCUUGCAGAGCAUCGGGAGAACGUCGACGGCGAUCUCGCGGACCCGGACCAGACAGAUGGACCGCACGUCGUCGGUGUCCAGCUCCAUAGACGGUACGCACUCCAGCGAGGAGAUAAACAAGGAGAAGAACGCGAACGCGGACCAGAACCAGACGGACGACUUGGAUCCCGAGAUCGAGUUCGUCACGUUCGUGACGAACGAUCCCAACAAUCCGCACAAUUGGCCGCUCUGGGUUCGUUGGUCCUUCACGAUUAUCCUUUCGUGCCUGGUUGUGUGCGUUGCGUACGGCUCUGCUUGUAUUGCGGGUGGUUUGUUCACGGUUUCGGAGAAAUACCAUGUUGGGUCGGAGGUCGCUGUGCUUUCUGUGUCUUUGAUGGUUAUUGGUUUCUCGCUCGGUCCUCUGAUUUGGUCGCCGGUGAGCGACCUUUACGGAAGACGAGUGGCAUAUUUUGUCUCCAUGGGUCUCUACACGAUCUUCAACAUUCCUUGCGCCAUCUCGCCAAACAUUUCGGGGCUGAUGGUGUGUCGGUUUUUGUGUGGAGUGUUUGCCUCUUCCGCCCUGUGUCUUGUCGGUGGUUCCAUCGCUGACAUGUUCCCAAGUUCUACCAGAGGUAAGGCUAUUGCCUUCUUUGCCUUUGCACCUUACGCGGGACCAGCCGUGGGCCCGAUUGUCAAUGGAUUCAUCUCGGUAUCUACUCGUAGAAUGGAUCUUAUUUUCUGGGUCAAUAUGGCGUUUGCCGGUGUGAUGUGGAUUAUUGUAGCCUUCAUUCCGGAAACAUAUGCGCCUGUCAUCUUGAAGAGACGUGCCGCGAAGUUGAGAAAAGAGACGGGCAAUGCGAAAAUCAUGACGGAGCAGGAAGCGCAAGGUGUCAGUAUCAAUGAGAUGAUGAAGGCAUGUCUGAUCAGACCGCUAUACUUCGCUGCAACCGAGCCAGUUCUGGACGCGACGUGUUUCUAUGUCUGUCUGAUUUACUCCCUUCUGUACGCAUUUUUCUUCGCUUACCCAGUGAUUUUCAGUGAGCUCUACGGCUACAAAGAUAACUAUAUUGGUUUGAUGUUAAUUCCUAUUUUGAUAGGUGCAAUAAUGGCGCUGGGUUUCACAUUUUGGUGUGAGAGUCAGUACCUGAAACUCAUUAAAACCCGUAAGGCUACGCCAGAGGACCGUUUGCUAGGAGCCAUGAUUGGUUCACCAUUUGCUGCUAUUGCAUUGUGGAUUCUUGGUGCAACCGCAGAAAAACAUGUUAUCUGGGUCGGCCCCGCUUCUUCAGGUAUUGCCUUUGGUUUUGGUAUGGUGUUGAUUUAUUAUAGUUUGAACAAUUAUAUCAUUGAUUGUUAUGUGCAAUACGCUUCCAGUGCUCUAGCCACCAAGGUCUUCCUGAGAUCGGCGGGUGGUGCUGCUUUCCCUCUAUUCACAACUCAGAUGUAUCACAAAUUAGGAUUGCAUUGGGCAAGUUGGUUAUUGGCUUUUAUUUCUACAGCGAUGAUUGCAUUACCAUUUGGAUUCAAGAAGUGGGGUAAGGAGUUGAGACACAAAUUGUCAAGCAAGGAUUACUCUAUCGAUUCAAUUGAUGCUUAG
Messenger RNA from Zygotorulaspora mrakii, 1857 nucleotides. Its product is annotated as MFS transporter. Gene Ontology annotation, cellular component: fungal-type vacuole membrane. The coding region runs from base 1 to 1857 and encodes 618 amino acids. Lineage: Eukaryota; Fungi; Ascomycota; Saccharomycetes; Saccharomycetales; Saccharomycetaceae. Gene Ontology annotation, biological process: transmembrane transport; spermine transport. The transcript has a single exon. The record is from RefSeq and is a predicted model, not a curated record. Gene Ontology annotation, molecular function: spermine transmembrane transporter activity.